Messenger RNA from Pyrenophora tritici-repentis Pt-1C-BFP, 315 nucleotides. Lineage: Eukaryota; Fungi; Ascomycota; Dothideomycetes; Pleosporales; Pleosporaceae. The record is from RefSeq and is a predicted model, not a curated record.
AUGAAGACGUCUAUUCUUGGUCUACUCUACCUCGCCUCCCUAACGGCGUGCAACAAGGGCAAAAUGGGACACAAAGGUUGCACUCAACAGACCACGUGCGAAACCGAGGACCCCAAUGCAAGUCUCCUUCACUCCUGGUACAAUAAGUCGGAGCUAACUACCGCAUACAUAGGAGACAAAUUGUCUACAAAGCCAGUGGGUGAGCUGCGAGCUCCUCCAGCACGAUCACAAAACCCCAUGUCUCGUAAAUGUAGGAUCAAGGAGAACCUCUACCCCCAAAGCCUCUCGCCGAGCAUCAACUCGACAUAUCCAUAG